AUGACACGCCAGAAGACUACUCUUGCCUCCAAGCUGCUCAGUCAAACCCAAGAUGCCAGACAACAUCUACAGCACACUCAUAAAUCUCCAAGACGCAACACCGAGAGUCUUAACGGGUCGCUAAGUCGAGCUCAAGGAAUUGCAUCCAGUAUUCUCAACAUGAGUGCCUCUGAUCUGGAUGAGUUUAUGGCCAGCAGUGAGGAGGAUAUGCAAAAUGAGAACCAACAAGAGAUAACAGACAGAAAGAAAGAUGAGCGAUGGAGUUGUCAGGUGCAGACUCUUCUUUCCUCAAAGGUCCCAAGUAGUGAGAAACUUCUGGUUCUGUUUCUUGGAAAGCUGGAAGAAAGAGACAGACUUCUUGGUGGUGUGGAUCCUGCAUCUACGUAGCUGUUGUGACUUGUCUUGGAAAGCUGGAAGAAAGAGACAGACUUCUUGGCGGUGUGGAUCCUGCAUCUAUGUAGUUGUGACUUGCCUUUGAAGUGAAAAAAGUAAGACUUCAACUUCUCAUUGUGCCGAUCUUGUUAACUUGUGGUAUGCCAAUCCUGCUUGUAUGAAGCCAAUAAUCAGUUCACUAUUGGGGUGAAAAGCAAGAAGGAAAACUAUUUUCUUGCCUUUUGCUUUGCUAAUAGUCAGCAGGGUCGAUGAAAUAGAAAUUCUGCUAAUGGCCGCUCCAUAAGCAGAAAAUAUCUGCUUACAGGCUUUUUGAACUUAGGUCUUGAUAAUGAAAUAGUCAGCACCGCAAUCAAAGAGUCAACAGUUUGUCUCUCAUCACACCAAAACAUCACAAAUCUGUUAAAAAGAACGUUUAGGAUAGAACAAUGGGUGACACCAAGUUGUUUAAAUUGUUCAGCACCUUUGUUAAUGUUUCAAGUAUAAAAUGAAAUGUAGCCCACCCAUUUUGAGGACAUUUUGUCUGUUGUUUUAAUGAUACAAAAAACGGAUCCUUGAAACCGGAAUUAGACUUUAUAAACAACCUUUGCUACCUGUAAAUAAUAGUGUUUAUAUCAUGUGUCAGUUGAUGUCAAACCUGUUUAAAUUGUCUGAAUUUGUUAUGUCUUUAUUUGUGGGGUGUCUGUAGGCAGUAGGAGCAAAGAAUGACAAGACUGUAUUGCUUAACUAGUAAAAUGAUUAGUAGUGGAAUUUAUCAUUUGAUCAUAAACUUGUUAGACCUUGGACAGUGAGUUAUGACAUUUUCUUUUUCCAAGUAGACUAUGCAUGGGUAAUUUUGGUGCUUUCUGGAGAAGUGAUUAGGAAUUGCACUUGUUUGCUAGAAAUUAAAACUAUGCAUGAUGUUAAGAAGUGGGGUUUAAAACUUACAGGAGCUAGCCCAGAAAUUUUGCAUGUUGAUAAGGAAUCAAAGAAUGAUAAACACAAGGACAUAAUUCGGUUGUAAGCAGGGCCUUCUCUUGCCAAACUUUUGUUGUAUUCCAUCUGUAAAUUCUUAACCUCUUUUAUUGUACAUGUAUGAAGUAUUAAUUUUAAUUGAGUCUAGAGUUUAAAUUAUAAUGGAAAGGUGCUGUUUUUUAAUGGGUGGCGUAAGUUAGCCCUCAAGGCUUGGGAGAUUGCAUCCAAAUUUAACUAUUGGAAUUUGUUCUAAUAAUAUGUUUGAUUUAUAAUUUUGACAGAACUUUUUAAUUGUAGAUUCACUGUUGGUCAAAAACAUGAAGCCCUGAUAAUGGUUGGGUGUGCACAUUAUUGAUAUAUGGUUGAACAUAAGAAUAUUCACAGAUGCUUGUACAAAACUAACCUGGUAUAAAGUUGGUCUCGGUAAAAAAAACGUCACUUGAAAUAUUAUCCCCUGAAAUACCUUCAUUAGAAUUCAGAAACGAGUAAAACAAUUUACUUUGAUUUCAGUCCAAACCCAUGUUUAAAAACAAAAACUUUGUUUUUCCCACUAUUUUGCUAUGACUCAAAUGACUGACUUGGCUUAAACUACGUAUCACAGGUUUGUCAUUUCAUGUAUGUGGGUAGCCCAUGGUCUUUGACAUUUACCAAUGUUACUCAUGUUUUUAAGCUUCAGCUUAGUAAAUUGUUUGUAGUGUUUAAAAACUAAACUGUUUAUAUGUCAGGAUACGAGCUUGCUUCCAUGUAUCUGUAUUGUGUCAUCUUUAAUGGAUGAUGGAUGACAAACAUGUAGGCUACAUGUAACUAUAUUGGCACCUUUGCCAAAGAGGCGUUAUGUACCUAAUGGGCACAGAUCCAGGCGUGAAACAGGAGGGGAAACCAAAUUGGAUUGCAAGCAAACAGUGGAUUCUUUGCUAUUACCCAGAACCUCCACCAUUCAUCAAACCAGGGCGCUUUUUGACAAAAUCUCUACUCAUUUCUCCCUGGGAGGGGGGGGGGGGACACAGACUCUCCUGUCUCACCAAGGGUCCCAGGUUCUAAUCCCACUCUAUUGACUUGGCGUUGUUCACCCCAAAAUUUAAAGUCACCUGGAAGUGGUAUUUUUUCAAAAUAAAGCUUUUGUUACUGAUAUAUGUG
This is a messenger RNA of Asterias rubens (European starfish), 2481 nucleotides long. RefSeq lists its product as uncharacterized. Gene Ontology annotation, cellular component: centriole; centrosome. The record is from RefSeq and is a predicted model, not a curated record. Gene Ontology annotation, biological process: centriole-centriole cohesion; protein localization to organelle. Lineage: Eukaryota; Metazoa; Echinodermata; Asteroidea; Forcipulatida; Asteriidae. Bases 1 to 387 code for a protein of 128 amino acids. The transcript has 4 exons.